GCCCCGCGGAAAUUGAAUUUGUAAACAUUCGCGUUUUUAAAUUGUCCACACGACUGGCUUCUUGACAGUUUCUGGAAUGUGAUUCGGUACAGAAAAACAAAUGUGUAUCAGCUAGGGGAAAACUGAACAAAGAUGGACAAAGCAUCUCGGGCAAUAAGAAGGAGUGGUGCCAAGUUGAGGUCGCUUGGAUCAGGGGGAAGUGCUGAUUUAAAUGUCAUGGUGUCAGAAUUAAAAGAUAUGCGAGAGAGUGCCAAGGGCUUCAUGAAUGCACAAAACUCAGCAUGUCAGGAUAUGAUGCGAUGGGCGGCCAAUGAAGAAAACAGGGCCAUUCAGGAUGUAGCCAACCACAUUGCAGAGUUAAACCUUUUGUGGACAGAUGUACAGAAAGAUUUUAUUGGUCAUCUGAAGGAGUAUAAGCAAAUGUAUGAGAUGGUGCUGGAGGGGGAAAAACAUGUAUUACAGGCCAAAGAUAACCUAAAUAACUAUGAGCAGAAAGAAACCAAGCUGAGAAAGGACCUCAGGAAGGCAGAAAAGAGAAGUAGUGAAGCUGAUAUAAGAAAUCUGGAAUCCAAAUUACAUGAAGCCCAGAUGGAAAGAGAGAAAGCUGAAAUUGAAGUCACAGAGAGAAUUCGGGAAAAUGAAGCUGUCAAGAUGAUACGGCUAAAAGAAGGGUUUGUGCGAAUUGCUGAGGCCUAUGUAGAACUCGGCAAGAAGUGUUCCACGGUGUUUCAGGCUCAAAAAGAUGUUGCCAUGGAGAUUCCAGAUGUCCAUGGAAAAGAGUUGGAGGAAGUCAAAUAUACAGGAUCCAGUAAAACCCAGAACUACUUGUACAAAGCCAAGGAGAAGCUCCACAGCUACCGGCGGGAGUCCUUCCGACUCAACCCCCCUCUACCGUUCCCCUCCUAUCACUGCCAGGACAAAGAUGAGGAAACUGAUGAUCCACCCCCAUACUCCCCGAUAAAAGAACCGCACCCACAGUGGCAGGAUAAAUUAACUGGUAUGGCGGACACAUCCCAGAACCAGACCGUCACUGUAGGAAUCGGGGUCCAGUAUGUAGGAAUUAAUGCCUCAGACAUCAAUGUAACUGCAGGAAGAUAUGGCCACCAGUCUAAAAUCAAGCCGCCAUUUGAUAUUGGUUUUGAGGGACUUGGAGAAGUUGUACAGGCCAGCAAAAACUCCCCCCUCCCUGUGGGUCAGGCUGUCAUGUAUUUCAAUCACGGAGCCUUCAGUGAAUACAAGGUAUUGAAAGCCAGCCGAGUAUUUCCUAUCCCCUCCCCGUCGCCCCAGUUCUUGCCCUUCCUAGUCAGUGGAAUAACAGCCUCGGUAUCUCUGGACAAGGUUGGUGAAAUCAAAAAAGGAGAAACGGUCCUUAUCACAGCUGCAGCAGGAGGCACUGGAAUUAUUGCUGUACAGUGGGCCAAACUUGCCGGCUGCCAUGUUAUAGGAACUUGUUCUACAGAUGCUAAAGUAGAAUUCCUGAAGAAAAUUGGCUGUGAUCGUCCCAUCAACUAUAAUAAAGAAAACUUAAAGGAGGUCCUUAAAAAUGAAUACAAGGAUGGUGUUGAUGUAGUAUAUGAAACCAUUGGUGGAGAAGUGUUCGACAUCUGUGUAAAUAGCCUUGCAGUAAAGGGCCGACUGAUUGUUAUAGGGUUUAUAGAGGGUUACCAGACAGAACUCGGCUUUAAGCCUUCCAGAACAAUGGCUACUAUACCUGUCAGGCUGCUGAACAAAUCCUCAAGUAUAAGAGGAUUCUUCUUGGAACACUUUAUGUCCGAUAUCCCUCGCUAUGUCACUAAAAUGAUUCAGCUGCAACAAGAAGGCAAGCUGAAAACCUUCGUAGACAUGGGAGAGAACUAUGAGAAGGGACCAUUCCGGGGCUUGGAGAGCAUCGCCGAUGCUGUGGAGUAUCUGUACACAAAGAAGAGCAUCGGGAAGAUUAUGGUGAACAUUGAUGGAGGUCAAAGCAGCAAGUUGUGAUCAAACAGGUGCGUCCCUCAGUGAUGUUGCUCACCUGUUGAACACUCGGGUGUUCUGUCCACCUGUUCUGUUAGUGAUAGACUCAAUCCACGUAAUGUCAGACAGAGGCUUGUAUAACUGAUAGAUCAUCUAAAAAGAAGAAAUGAAGGAGUGAUUUAGUGAAUUCAAUGCAAAUGAAUAAAUGAAUGUAUAUAUAUGUGUACUGAUUUAUAUAUAUGUACUCAGGAAAUGUGUGAUCAUGAAAUAAAAUGAUUAAGUGAGGAGGCAAAA
Messenger RNA from Magallana angulata, 2247 nucleotides. RefSeq lists its product as uncharacterized. Gene Ontology annotation, molecular function: zinc ion binding; oxidoreductase activity. Gene Ontology annotation, cellular component: mitochondrion. The record is from RefSeq and is a predicted model, not a curated record. The transcript is spliced from 24 exons. Lineage: Eukaryota; Metazoa; Mollusca; Bivalvia; Ostreida; Ostreidae. Bases 133 to 1977 code for a protein of 614 amino acids.